Molecule: messenger RNA, 894 nt
Organism: Phaeodactylum tricornutum CCAP 1055/1
Lineage: Eukaryota; Bacillariophyta; Bacillariophyceae; Surirellales; Neidiaceae
Exons: 1
Coding region: 1-894 (297 amino acids)
Molecular function (GO): 2-oxoglutarate-dependent dioxygenase activity
Source: RefSeq, a predicted model, not a curated record
AUGAUAUGGAGCAAGGGAAGUCCUGUCCAAGCCAUGUUUCAAUACGGGGGCAAAGUCCGCAGUCAGUGGAGAUCAGUUACUGAUCCCCAAAAGUGUCUCAACAAAGCGAUCCGCCACCUGCAUUCUUUCUCAAGACUUCUUAAUAUUCCAACUGCAGCGUUACCGGUCGGACCUUCUAUCCAAAAAGAAUUUUCUGAGACAAUCGCAUCAUCAUACUUUAGUCAGACACCCAUGAUAAUUCGGAACUACCCAGUUCCAACCGAGAGAUGGAGUGAUCGGGCAUAUCUCUUGGACCGCGUCGGGAGCGACCUUCAUUGUGACGUCGAGAUGGGACACUACAAUCAAGCGGAAAAGCUGAACAUAACGUUUGGAAUGUAUCUUCAAUAUCUUCAACAGUGUAGCGAAAGUCAUGGGGAUACCUCCAAUAUUCCGGUUGACCAAUUGCUUUAUUUGGCGCAAAACGAUCUCCCGCAAGGGUUGAUUCCCGAUAUCAGCGUUCCGGAUCUGUGCAAAGACUCAAAAAUUGGCUUGGGAGAGGGACAUCUCUAUCAAACGAUGCUUUGGAUGGGACCAAAAGGUUCAAUUUCGCCGCUGCAUUUCGAUCCGCUCCAUAAUUUCUUAAUACAAGUCUGUGGGCGGAAACGUGUGAUGCUGAUAGAUCGGAACCAAUCAGUCGAAACACUAUAUUCGGGCAAAAUGUUCGGGCAACAAAGCAACACGAGCGCUGUGGACCUAGAAAACCCAGACUACAAGCAGUACCCUCUCUUCACAGAGGUUUCUCCUGUUUACAAAGGUGAAAUUGGACCUGGGGACGUCCUCUUCAUUCCGUCGAAAUGGUGGCACCAUGUGCGAUCGCUCGAUUUUUCCAUCAGCGUGAAUGCUUGGUGGAGGUAG